Molecule: messenger RNA, 2458 nt
Organism: Heteronotia binoei (common prickly gecko)
Lineage: Eukaryota; Metazoa; Chordata; Lepidosauria; Squamata; Gekkonidae
Gene: RNF115
Product: ring finger protein 115
Exons: 9
Coding region: 232-1137 (301 amino acids)
Biological process (GO): positive regulation of DNA-templated transcription; protein ubiquitination; ubiquitin-dependent protein catabolic process
Cellular component (GO): nucleoplasm; cytoplasm
Molecular function (GO): ubiquitin protein ligase activity
Source: RefSeq, a predicted model, not a curated record
AGUCCGCUCUAUCCCUCGCGGCUUUGUCGUUUGGGAGGAUAGAGAGGUGCUCUUUGAAGGAGCGGAGACGAGGCAAGGCGAGCGGAAGCGGUGCGGCUAGAGAGGUCCCGCUGCUUCUGCGCGGCGGUCUAGGCGGCAUCCUGUACCCGCGGCUUAUUCCCCCCUCCCCAUUCUUCCAGUGGGAGGACUGACGGCAGCUGGGACGAGCGGCGGAGGGGGAGGGGAGACAAGAUGGCGGAGGCCUCGGCGGCUGCGGCGGCCACCGUCUCUCAGCAUCGCUUCUUCUGCCACAGCUGCAAGGGGGAGGUUAGCCCCAAGCUGCCGGAAUACACUUGUCCCAGAUGUGAAUCUGGAUUUAUUGAAGAAGUGACAGAUGAUUCCAGUCUUCUAGAAGGAGGUGGAGGUGGAAUAGACGACAGCCCUUCUUCCCAGUUUGCAGAUUUUUGGGACCAGCUGGAUCACUCGAUGAUCUUCCCAGACUUCCGGCCGCUCCUGAGCAGCUCACCUGAACAAGACGGCCGGGACAAUGAAAGGGGCCACCAAGCUCAUGCGGACCUUUGGGGACCAAGCAGACCUCCGCGGCUGCCCAUGACGCGGAGGUACCGAUCUCGAGGCAGUACGCGGCCUGACAGGUCACCGGCUAUCGAAGGAAUAAUACAACAGAUCUUUGCAGGCUUCUUUGCGAAUUCAGCCAUUCCGGGCUCCCCUCAUCCUUUUUCCUGGGGUGGCAUGUUGCACUCGAAUCCCGGAGACUAUGCUUGGGGUCAGAGCGGCCUUGACGCAAUCGUAACACAGCUCUUGGGGCAGCUGGAAAACACGGGACCUCCCCCAGCAGACAAAGAGAAGAUUUCUUCUCUCCCGACAGUGACCGUCACUCAGGAACAAGUCGAUACAGGCCUGGAGUGCCCCGUGUGUAAAGAAGACUACACUGUAGCAGAACAGGUCCGGCAACUCCCGUGCAAUCACUACUUCCACAGCAGCUGCAUCGUGCCCUGGUUAGAACUGCACGACACGUGUCCCGUGUGCCGGAAGAGCUUGAACGGCGAGGAUUCCACCCGGCAAGCACCAAACUCCGAGGCGGCGGCAAGCAAUUCCUUUAGCAGCGCAAGCCACUUACACGACCGAUGGACUUUCUGAAGCCCCCAGCUUCAGGGGGGGGGGAAGGGGGGGAGGUUCAGGCCUGUAGUAUCCUUACUACAGUUGUAAAAUUGUAUGAUAAUUAAAAGUACAAAGCCGAGUAGGAAGAAGAAAAGGAGAGAGAACUGGCACGAGCCCAGUGGAACCUCAGCCCACCCGGUCACCGAGAAAAGGCUAGCCUCGUUAGCCGGGUCGCGACGGCAUCCAAGCGCCCUUUUUCCAUGUUUAAUUUCCAGGCUUUGAGUGAUGAAUUGUAGAGCUUGGGGCAGGAGGUGCUGUAAGAAAGCCCUGUGAGCAGGGAGGCCUCUGUCAGUAAUCGACCCACUGGUUUAAGUAGGGUGUGUGGUUCCACACACCCCCACCCUCCUGAGAAGAGUGUACAUAUUCAGUGCUAGGAAGGAGCCAGCCAGAGGUUUGCAGGGGCGUCGUUUUUGGGGACGAGGAGCCGAGAGCGUCUGUAACCUUUCCAUUGUCUCUCCAGAUAGAAUAUAUUAACCCCAGUUCAUCCUGCUUUCCCACGAUUCUGGGCGCUCAAACAUAUUUUGGCUGAGGUUUUUUUUAGACAUGGCCGGGAUUGAAGAGCAUACCUGGGGUUUGGUUUGUGAUUAGGUUUUCCUGGAAUGGGCAAGAACCAUCAAGGUUGGAAGGGAGAGAGAGGGAGAGGGAGGGGAGGGAAACCCCUCAAUUCCAUGAAAGCAGGUAUGCAAGUACAUUUCUGUAACAGCAUUUUAUUUUCUCUCCCGUUCUUGUCUACAGCUCAGUUGUUCUUGGGUUUGUCAGAACCAGGAUUUAGAUCCAACUGCCACUUAAAACCCUUGCAUUCUUUUUGGCUGCCUUGUUAGCUGAUGGACCAUGUUUAACUUAUGCGCCACUUCGAAGACUUUAAACUCUGUGUCUUGUUGGCAGUUCUUCGAUAUUUAAUAUGAAAACGCCAUCCGUAGAGAACCGCUGCUUUCUUCCCUCUGUUGUUGUUUUUAAGUGUGUUUGGAACAUGUCUUUCAUCUGCGUUUUUUUUUCCUCCUUUGUUUUUAAUCCUCUGAAUCAUGUCUGAACUCAGAACACCUGCUGCACAUGGGCCCAAAAAGCGCCUUUCUGUUCAGGAACCAGAAGGAUGUCUGGCUUAGAUGGUAGGGGGAAGGGCUGGGAGGGGUAGAGACAGAGAGGAGGAUGGCAAGAGUCCGGUCUCGGGAAAAGGAAGAACGAAGCAAGGGAUACCCUGUUGCCACUUCAUUGCUGUAACGGUGUACCAGGUACACUCGAUCUCAAAAACUUAACGUCUUUUGUUUGCUAUCAAAAGUUGAAUAAAAGUCUUUAUAAAGAA